AUGUUCAAGUAUAAUCGACUAGGCACCCUUGUACCUAUCAGGCACCCGUACGCCAAGGAGUUCGUUACCAACAACUUGACUUUCACCACUGUUGACCUCAGAAACGACGACGAAGACCGCCGCUUGUGGCAAGGCGUCAUUUUCGACGUCAAGGCCGUCAUCUUCGUGGUCGAUGCCUCGGCCUCUGAUUGGCAUCUUACCCUGGCCUCGGAGGCGCUUGAAGAUCUCUUGUGCACUGAGAAACUCGAGGGGGUGCCGUUUGUGGUGCUGGGCAACAAAGCCGACCGCCCCAACCUGUAUGAUGUCCUGCGCGAACGGCUUCACCUAGGCCGGCACACAGAUCGGCCCAUCAGGCUCUUCAUGUGCUCUGUCACGGAGAAUUGGGGAUGUGGGGAGGCUAUCAGAUGGCUUGCGGAGCACUUAUAG
Molecule: messenger RNA, 426 nt
Organism: Lasiosphaeria miniovina
Lineage: Eukaryota; Fungi; Ascomycota; Sordariomycetes; Sordariales; Lasiosphaeriaceae
Product: ADP-ribosylation factor family-domain-containing protein
Exons: 2
Coding region: 1-426 (141 amino acids)
Biological process (GO): vesicle organization; membrane organization; endoplasmic reticulum to Golgi vesicle-mediated transport
Cellular component (GO): COPII vesicle coat; endoplasmic reticulum exit site
Molecular function (GO): GTPase activity; GTP binding
Source: RefSeq, a predicted model, not a curated record